Messenger RNA from Dicrocoelium dendriticum, 309 nucleotides. NCBI's taxonomy places the organism in Eukaryota, Metazoa, Platyhelminthes, Trematoda, Plagiorchiida, Dicrocoeliidae. The record is from the annotation of a GenBank genome assembly.
AUGGGGGGGGAAGGGGGGCGUCAACGUCGAACGUUAACCGUUUUUGCUUGCAGUUUAAUAUAUGUUGAGGUAUAUGGAGAGAGAUGUAAGGGAAGGGGGGGGGAGGAAGGGGGGGGGGAGGGGAGAGGGAGGGUAGGGGAGGAAGGUAUGGUGGGGGGGUGGGGGGGGGAUGUGUGUAGGGGUGGGGGGGGGGGGGAGGGGGAGGUGAGGUGGGUGGGGGGGGGGAGGUCGUGCGAAGGUGGUAGGAGGGGGGGGGGGAAUGGGGGGGACGGGGGUGGGAGGGGGGGGGGGAGGAGGUGGGGGGGGUGA